Messenger RNA from Diaporthe citri, 1215 nucleotides. RefSeq lists its product as uncharacterized. The record is from RefSeq and is a predicted model, not a curated record. The transcript has 3 exons. NCBI's taxonomy places the organism in Eukaryota, Fungi, Ascomycota, Sordariomycetes, Diaporthales, Diaporthaceae. The coding region runs from base 1 to 1215 and encodes 404 amino acids.
AUGGAGGCUGUUGGCUUGGCUAUCUCCAUUAUCUCCCUCGCGGGGAUAUUCAAAGACUGCAUCGAUUUGUUUUCCAUGAUUUCUACCGCGAAGUCCAUGGAAAAGGACUUCACAAUCCUGAGCGUCAAAUUGGAUAUUGAAAAGACGCUUUUGCUACAAUGGGCCGAGCACGUCAGGCUCGUCCACGAAGAUUAUGACCGCCGCCUAGACAAUCCACUGAGAGGGUUGAAAGAGAUUGUGCCACUGAAGCACUCGGCCUCGGUGGAGCUUCUGGAAGAAGACGUGAAGCACGUUAAACGGAUCAGUCGCCUUGAACUUCUUAUGGAUUCGGCCAAAGAUCAUGAUCAACCGGAUGCAUUCACAGAUGUAAUUCAAGAACAGAUCGAUCGACGGCGCCAGCAACGCAUACUUGACAGCUUAUGGUACAGAAUGCUCGAUCAUCGCGUAAACAGCGUUUCUGAGGCUCAUUUAGGAACAUUCGACUGGGCUCUUCACCCGCCGACAGAAGAAACUGAAUGGGAAAAUCUAUCCCAGUGGUCGAAGUUCGGUUCUGUGAUAUACUGGAUCCACGGAAAGCCCGGCAGUGGCAAGACGACAUUGAUGAAAUAUCUAUACGACAACUCCAAGACCCAGUAUGGACUGUACAGAGGUCUGCUGUAUUAUAUCCUCAAGGACAGCCCUAGCCUUAUUCCAGACUUGCUACCCGAAAUGUGGAGAGAGGCACACAAUGAUGGUGGCCCCACAGACCGGACUUCCUUGGACACUCGGGCAUCGAACCUGGAACCCCCAACGGAAGAGGAGAUGAUGCUUGCAUUCCCCAGGCUCAAGGCUCACACUCAGGCGGCGUUCUGCUUCUUCAUCGAUGGCCUUGAUGAAUACUCUGGAGAUCCGUUUCGGCUGAUCACAUUCCUCGAGAAACUCCUCGAAAAACUCGUCUCAGAUAACAUAAAAGUCGUUGUGUCAAGUCGGCCAAUACCUUCUUGUUAUCAAGCUUUUUCUCGAGGUCCUAAGCUUCGACUCCAGGAUCUCACGCGGAAUGACAUCAAAACAUACGUCCACGACACAAUUGCACUCCAUCCGCACACCGAGACCAUCAUUGGAAUGGACAGCACGAUAGUGGAUAAGAUCCAGGGCGAAUUAACCGAGAAAGCUUCGGGUGUCUUUCUCUGGGUAAUCCUCGCCUGUCGCUCGCUGAUACAAGGCUUUGCCGCCUAG